Molecule: messenger RNA, 780 nt
Organism: Pundamilia nyererei
Lineage: Eukaryota; Metazoa; Chordata; Actinopteri; Cichliformes; Cichlidae
Product: poly [ADP-ribose] polymerase 14-like
Exons: 6
Coding region: 1-780 (259 amino acids)
Source: RefSeq, a predicted model, not a curated record
AUGGAGGGAUCCAAGUGUCCACCGGUGAUUGUAGAGGGGGACUGGACUCCGGCUCAGACCAAAGCCCUGAAGAACAAACUGCAAAUUUACUUCAUGAGCAGGAAGAAGUCGGGCGGGGGAGACUGCCGGGUGGAGGCGGAGGAAGGAGCACCGAGGGCGGCUGUUUACUUCAACUCAGUGGAGGACUCAUCGACAGACUCAAAGAAGCCUCAGGCUGAAUCUGGAAAUGUAGCUUCUGCUGCCAACAAAGAGGACUCAGAGUCGUCUCAGAGCUGUGCGGUGGUUUUGGAAAACGUCACAGACAACAUGUCCACUGAUCUGCUCUCCAUGCUGGUGGAGAACAUCUCUGGGUUGGAUGAGAACGGCUACAGCAUGGAGAGGAUCCUGGAAUCCAACAAAGCUGUGGUCACCUUCAGCAGCCCUGCAGACUCAGAGUCGUCUCAGAGCUGUGCGGUGGUUUUGGAAAACGUCACAGACAACAUGUCCACUGAUCUGCUCUCCAUGCUGGUGGAGAACAUCUCUGGGUUGGAUGAGAACGGCUACAGCAUGGAGAGGAUCCUGGAAUCCAACAAAGCUGUGGUCACCUUCAGCAGCCCUGCAGAUGUGGAGAGAUUCCUCUCUGUAAGUCAGACCAGCACAAAGAUGAAGAAACAAGGACUGACUGCUCGGCCUUUGGAGGCAGCUACAAACAUCCGAGUGGAGAGUCCUCCUUUGACUGUGAUUUGUUGGGGACUGUGUGAGGUCCUGAGGAUUGAGACUCAGGUGGAGUGCAUCAUUUAG